UACGUUUGUAGGUCGCUGGCCAAAGUUGUAUUAUCCACUGCGCCAAAUUCAAAACCAGUUAUCGCGAGGGUUUUGAAGAAAGAUUUUGUAAAGCACAAGAUGGCGCUGGUGAGUCGGAGGUUCAAUGUAUCGGAUUACAGUUGUAUUAGAAAUGUGGAACAGCACUAAAAGAUGGGGCUAAAAUCUGACCAGAAGGCUCUUUUCCCAAUCCAAAGCAUCGAGGGGGUUAUCAGACUGUUUGAACUGGAACUCCAGAAGGAUGAGACAGAUUUGGCACUCCUUUCCUUGGUCUUGGGCUUUGUGGAGCACUUCCUGGCAGUCAACAGGGUGAUUCCCACAAAUGUACCUGGUAUCAGCUUUAUGCCUGUGGAAUCAACAGACGAUGACGUGGUGUCCUACUUUCCUGUCUUGGAUCUUCAGAUCAUCGCUGCUCUCUAUGCUCGCUUCACUGCACAGAUCAGGGGAUCAGUGGACCUUUCUCUCUAUCCCAGAACUGAUGGCUUUUCCAGCAGAGAGCUAGUCAAAAAAGUAUCUGAUGUUAUUUGGAACAGCUUAAGCAGGUCUUAUUUUAAGGAUCGUGCACACAUUCAAUCUCUCUUCAGUUUCAUUACUGGUACUAAACUGGAUAGCUCUGGUGUGGCGUUUGCAGUGGUGGCUGCUUGUCAGGUGCUCGGCCUUCGUGAUGUUCACCUGGGGCUUUCAGAAGACCAUGCUUGGGUAAUCUUUGGUAAAGAUGGAGAGGAGACUGCUGAAGUAACCUGGCAUGGAAAAGGAAAUGAGGACCGCAGGGGUCAGACUGUUAAUUGUGGUGUUGCUGAAAGAAGUUGGCUAUACCUAAAGGGUUCUUGUUUGAAGUGCACACGUAAGAUGGAAGCGGCUUUUAUGGUUUGUGCGAUCAACCCUUCCAUUGAUUUGCAUACAGAUAGCAUUGAAUUGCUUCACUUGCAGCAGCAAUUGCUGUGGCUUCUUUAUGAUCUUGGACAUCUUGAGAAAUAUCCAAUGGCCUUGGGGUGUCUUGCUGAUCUGGAAGAACUAGAACCAAUGCCGGGCAGACCAGAUCCACUUAGCAUAUAUUACCAUGCAAUCAACUCUGCUAAGGUGCACUACAACAAUGAGCACAUCUAUCCCUACCUGUAUCUAGCUGGUUACCACUGUCGGAAUAAAAACAUUAAGGAGGCAUUGGCAGCCUGGGCAGAUACUGCUAUGGUCGUACAGGAAUACAACUAUUGCCGUGAAGAUGAAGAAAUUUAUAAAGAAUUUUUUGACAUUGCCAAUGAUGUCAUACCUAAUCUUUUGAAAGAGGUGGCAAACCUGGCUGAGUCAGUAGAGGAAAAGGGAGCUGGGCAGAAAAACACAGAGGGUAAUGAAGGAUUGCUCAUGUUAGCUUCAGCUUUGCAAGACCCUGAAUGCUUUGCACAUCUUCUUCGGUUUUAUGAUGGUAUCUGUAAAUGGGAAGAAGGCAGCCCAACCCCUGUCCUUCAUGUUGGAUGGGCAACUUUUCUUGUACAGUCAAUUGGUAGAUUUGAUGGUCAGGUUCGGCAGAAGGUAACCAUAAUUGCUAAAGAUGCUGAUACUAAUGAUGAUGAUGAUCAAUCUAGUGAGGAUCCACGAGAGGGUCGUCGAAGAGGCCCACGACGGGAAUCAAAACCAGAGGAACCGCCCUUGCCCAAAAAACCUGUUGCUGAGAAGGUUGCAGAAAGGCGUCGUUCAAGUGCUAGCCAAAAGACAGAGAAAAAUCCAGAAAAAGAACAGGAGAAGGAGCCUGAACCUGCAGAGGAGAAAGAAGUUACCUCUGCACAUUCGUCUGCUCCACCAGAAGGACCUGUUGUAACUUUCUAUAGUGAGAAAAUGAAAGGCAUGAAAGAGCUGCUUGUCGCAUUAAAGAUCAACUCAAGUGCCAUUAAACUGCAGUUGACAGCUCAGUCUCAAGUUCAGCUAAAGAAGCAGAAACCUUCUACACCCAGUGACUACACAUUGUCAUUUAUGAAGAGACAGCGAAAGUCUCUGUAGUUAAUUCCUCUACCCUAAUACUACCGGUUGGACAGUAGAAAACUAGACUUUAAUGAACCAGAGCAGGACUGUUUUUGUUUUACUUGUAAUGUUGUACAGAACAAUUCCCCACUGCAUUUAGAAAAUUUUGAGAACAGAGCAGUCUUUUGCUGUCUUGUGCCUAUAAUUGUCACCUGAUUUUAUUUUUAGACAUUGAAGUGUUUAAUUAUUUAUGUCCAGAAUAAUACAGAUGGUGCAGAUUGAAAAAUCAUUCCUGAUUUUGGUGAAUGAUUUUUAUAUCUGUGUACACUAAGAGUUGUAUAUACUUAGUCCCAUUGUGGUUGUAUUUUGAGGUGGAGGUAGCCAUGGCUUUCUAAUAAAGUUGUGAGGAUUAAGUUCAUUUUUCCUCUCGGUGCUUUAGAAGUUUUAUUAGAAUUGUUCCUUUUCCUGUUGCUGUAUGUGUAUAGCUGUUACAUGUGUGUAUUAUUUAUAAACUUUCCAUACUCACAAAAUAAAUGAGAAAAAUACAUUUUUCUAAUA
This is a messenger RNA of Protopterus annectens (West African lungfish), 2529 nucleotides long. RefSeq names its product menin 1 (gene MEN1). NCBI's taxonomy places the organism in Eukaryota, Metazoa, Chordata, Ceratodontiformes, Protopteridae. Bases 172 to 2010 code for a protein of 612 amino acids. Gene Ontology annotation, cellular component: histone methyltransferase complex; chromatin; nucleus. Gene Ontology annotation, molecular function: chromatin binding; Y-form DNA binding; transcription cis-regulatory region binding. The record is from RefSeq and is a predicted model, not a curated record. The transcript has 10 exons. Gene Ontology annotation, biological process: negative regulation of cell population proliferation; negative regulation of cell cycle; regulation of transcription by RNA polymerase II.